AUGGCCUUCACAAACCUCUUCAGGGGUUUUGGAGGCAAGGAGGUGGACCAAAGCGUCGCCGGCCCCCGCGGAGAGAACGCCUCGGCAGGCACCGAAACAGGCAGUAGCAACACGGCCUCAGCAUUCUUUGCAGGCACUAGCAACUUCUUCAACUCGGUACAAGCCAAGAAGGAGGGCCUGAUGUCGGACCUGUCGAGCAAACUGAACUCCAUCAAGAUGGAGACGGGUUUCGGCGGCGGCGGCGGCGGCGGCGGCAGCAAAAGGGGCGGCCAGUCGCGUGGAGACGGCGGCGCGGACGGAGAUGACAGUUCCGCCAGCGAGUAUGGCGACGACGGAGACCAGCCCAUGUACGCGGAUGAGGCGCCCAACGAGCGAAGGCUCUCGGCGGAGAGCAUUGAUAGUUUGCCGGAGAACGAGGCCAAAUGUUAUCUGGCAGAUAUCGGGAACUUUGUGGGAAAUAUUAUUAAGUAAGUUGCGUUUGUAUGUGCGGUGUCAAAAACAGGCACCGAGUUUGUAAACCCUGUGAAACAGUGUCCCUUGUCUUGUGGGAAGCGGAUUCAAAUCAAAGGUUGGGUGAGGAAGUGAGUACCGGCAAAGAAAAAGCUGUCAUUUUUGGCCGUCCUCAACGGCACAUUCCGUAGUCUGAUCGGCAAAUGCCUUUCAAACAAGGGAUGAGUUGACCGGCAGAAUGAGAUCGGACGAGAUUCCAACGCAACAAGUGGAUGUCAAGCGCCUACUCCUUUGAAAAGUUUAUAUAACUCUUUUGAGAAGGUAAAAGAUAAACCUGUGACGGACUGACGCCCGGUAAUGGUGGAAAAAUAACUGUCUUUGUAUGGUCCCUUAGUAUCUCAACGAACUUUCAAAGUUACCAUGGGAUUGCGCCGGAUUUUUUGUGCAGUUUCUGUUUUUUACCUUUAUAUUUAGGAAAUAGACCACCUCAUGCCUGUUUUGGGGGUGGGUGUGAGCAAGAAGAUCAAAGAAUACGGAUAAUUUCUUAAACUCAAAAAAUCCUACCGUGUAACAGAUGCUUAUGGUAGUGCUGAAGUUAGUGCACUUAAAGGGAAAAUGGGAAGCAGUCGAUAAAAAAUCCCUAAGAAGAACACGAUGUAAAACACACACAGCGUUUUCGUUUUGAAAAGACUGAUCAAGAAAAGUCGUAAAAAUAUUCGUCCUGCAGCAAAAUUCUAUAGUGAUUAAUUUACUUCAGAAUGCCGGCUUUCGAAAGAACUUCUUUCCGGCUGCAUGCAAAAACCACACUCUUUAAAACAUAACUACUUAAGUAGCAAACAUUUUUCUCGUUGAUUUUCAAUGGUCCUAAAUAUUCAAUUAUAUUUCUUGGAAAGCCUGCAGUUAAACAAUCAUUAUUUUGUUCAUUCGGUAGACAAUUACGUCUUCUUCUAAUUUUACACUCUACGAAAUGAUAUAAUUUGGUUCUCAAAAAUUAUUACAUUUCCCGAAUACUUUUGCACCCCGACAUGCUGUUACACUUGCAUUGAGGGUUUACAAACUACUAGCCGUAUAUGUUUCACGUAGAGAAAAUCCUACGAUCCUCUACAAAAUUAAGAGGAAACUAUAGGGUGUUCAUAUAAUUUAGCAGUGGAUUUCAGUCAUGUUAACUUUACGAGCCACAUUGGUAACUGCAGAGACAUCGCGUUUUAUGAACGGCCAUUUCACGGUAAUAAAAAAUCUCGCAAGUAGAAACUCUUAAAGCCAAAUUAUACCCCUCCUUCGAGAAUAAAAUUGAAAAAAACGCAAUUGUCUACUGAAUGAGCAAAAUACUAAACAUUUUUAUACAUUAUGACAGAUGGGCGCUCACCUAUCAGGUUACAGAACAUGCUCGUUCUGUUGUGCCUUGGGGCUCAUACUUAAACCCUCGCAGGCAGUCGCACAGCGACUAGUGAUAUAUGUUGAUAAGGUGAUACCGACAAAGACAAGGGAGACCGGAAUGGCCAUUUCUGGCUUCUUAGCCGUCAUCAGCCAGUUAUACCCAACCCCAAGUGUGGAUCACUUGAGAUUCGAACCCGGGAUCUUCGGUCAUGGAGUUGAACGCUCUACCAUUGAGCCACGGGCCCGUUGUCCUGUCGGUUGUGAUCGGGAAUAUCAAUUAUGACAGAUGGGCGCUCACCGAUCAGGGUACAGAACAUGCUCGUUCUGUUGUGCCUUGGGCCUCUUACUUAAACCUUCCUUUUUCUUUAGAAUAUAAUUAGACUUUUAGGGGCAUCGAAAAUUAAUGAGAAAAAGACAUGCUACAAAAGUGGACAUUUUUUACAGUGUUGCAUGCAGCCGGCCGGAUGUUCAUUCGAAAGCCGGCAUCCUGAGGUUACUGAAAUAUUAUAGAAUUAUGUUGCAGGCUGACUAGUCUUACAAGGCUUCUUAAGUAAUCCCUUCGAAACGAAAACGCACUUCGGAAUUUCAGUUGAUAUUUCAUGAGUUAGCUCACCUACUCUAAGUCAUAACUGCAGCGCCUCUACGUGAGCCACACAUUGACCGGCUCUUUCCCACGUGCUCUUCACCGCACAUGACAACAGUGUCACAGGGCUCACAUCAAGACGGGGCCGCUAAAACCCCAAUUUUGACUUUAUGUGCCUUUGAGUUGUUUAACCAGAUUUCAGCCCACAGAACCACGGCAUCAGAUGUGUUUCUACAUGGAUGAUAAAGGACAAAUCUAUGAGAGUGACGUCAUGAUUUGUAAUUAUGAAGAAUAACCAAGUGCCGAUGCUAUUCUUUUUCUUCUCUGUGGCCGGUCUUAGCCUAAAGAUGACAAACGGUAUGAAUUUGAUGGCUAUUAGAUGGUCAACCUUGCACGCCCGCCUAAAAAAUUGCUCAUUUGAUAUUCACAACGACAACGGACUGCACAGUGUGGUUUAUGUAUGGGCUCCGGGGUGGCUUUAGUGCGAACGCAUAUGACAGGUGUGGUCCAAAUGUAACGGAACGUGGAAUGUGACAGGUUUGUAAUUAAAGGUGGGUGACAUUUCAGUGACCGUUGUAAAGUUGACUGGAUAGGAACAUACGAUGGGUGCAUUCUCCGAACAUGUUAACUGACCGGCCUGGGCCUGUACGUGGGAGACGGCCGUGGCCUAACGAUUUUCCGUUUCAUCUCGUUUACAGUAGCCCGAUAGUCUCCAUUGCAAUACGCACACCGAUAUCACUGAUGGUAUUGUCGGACUGCGCUAAGUCCAUUUCACUCCUUAGUUAUUAAAUAUGUACUUUCGUCUGGCGGCAACUCAGGCCCCACUAGUCACCGCAUCUAAUCUCAUCUAAAGCCAGUACGACUCUGGUAGAGGUUGAUGAGAGAAAGCUAGGGUGAUCUUCAUCCAUCUCACAUUUAAGCGCAUCCUCUCUGAAACUAACCAACCAAAGGCUCCUAAAAACUAAACAACACGCCAACAGCCGACAUAGGAGACCAUACUGUAAUGGCGCCUUGUUGUGGUUUUCAUGGCAGACCCGUUUCCGUGUGACGCGAGACACAUUGGGACAAUGUCGCAAGUAAAACCCCCUACUGCGCCUACUCCCCGCCGUUUCUGGUAGUCCGCGUCUGUUCCUGAUGACUGAUUUUGGUGGGUGCAGGAGGGGAAAGUGAGGGAAGGUACACUGAAAGUCUGCCUCUCCAAAAACACACUCACGUGCAAGUCACUUCUGCGUUGUUUCCAGGAGGGAACUUGUUCUCAACAUUUUCAACAGAUGAGGUGCAGAAGAAGUCACUUAGCCAGUCCAAAAGUUAGAGUGCCUCGCAUCGAAACUUGGGGCUGGAUAGGAGCGCAUUCGUUGAGCGGUAUUCGCAAAAGUGGGUCAGGCAGCACCCCGGCGAAGCUCUCCGUUGCCAACAUUGCCACGUUAAUCUCGCGUGUAAGGCCUGUUUACUGAGUUGGAUCGCCUUCGGAAGCGGUCCUGCAGUAAGUUCCUGACACUGCAGGUAACACUUCUGUCUGUAGGCUCAAGAAGGGACUCUCAGUGAGCCAUCAAUUCCUUCAGGAUAUCGUGCUUGACCUUGUAGUGUAUGUCAAGUGGGCUGAGAGCCAUUGAAAAUGACAGUAUUUGAUGUCAGAUGAGAUUCGCCACCCCGACCGUUGCGUCCACCUACUGGAAUCAUUUUCGCAGACAUCGCCGAAACGAUCGCAUUUAUUCCUACGUGAUCUUACAAAACUCCCAGGUAUCUGCAACUGUGGAGAGGAACUGCCACGAAGAAAAAGAGGGCAGUUGCAUUCGGGAACAACAGUUUCUGUAAAGAGGGCGAUGCAUACGAUUGCCAACUCCGCUGGACCAAGCACGUAUUGGUUAGAACUGCAGGCUGGGCAGGCGAAUUCGGCCUCACCGUAUUACAGGUGAGCUUACCCCUAAUUUCAGCGGGUCGGGGUUAGUGUAGGGGUUGUGCUUAGGGUUACGGUUAGAAUUAAGGCCAGAAGGGUUGGGGUUAGUUCUAUGGGGUUGAAGUUAGGGUACUGGACAUCGGGCCACAACGUUGCAUUGGAUUAAAAAUGAAGCCACGCGGGUGUGUGUGACAUACACUGGACGGGGAUUUUUUGCAUCUCGACAGUUCAACCGUCGAUUCCGACGAGGUCCACCGUGUGUUAUACAGAAAGGUGCAGCAGCCACGGUGACUUGCGAGUGAAUUAGCUUACAGGGAAUGUAGACUUGUGCAGCAUCUACCGUACUGUCUCCAUCCCCACCUGGCCCGGUGUCAAGACAGAGUCGAGAAGACCGGAGGCGAGGGAGGGCGCAGGUGGAUGACACGAUCGAGUCCACACCUUGGCAUUCCACUCCACACCCCCUGGUCAACAAUAUACAUUUGGUCAAGAUUUUUCACCAGCAGCAACAACAACAGGGACCAAAAGAACGAGGAUGAUAACUGAGCAGCCGUGCCCACCGUCUGUAUACCCAGCGGGAGCGCAAACGAAGCUACCGGCAGGGAACCAGGUGUCAGGGAACUUCCAGCGCGUACCAGGCUGCGAGGGCCAUGGUUUGCUGAUACUGGCAUAGCACACGCAUUUGAAACUCAGCCUACCCGACAGCCGCCUGCACUGGCUCUUGCCUCUGACCUCUGUAGUGACAAGAAGCCGAGGUAGGCUUGCAGGCGUAGGCCUAUUCCAAGAAAACAACAUUGCCACCUCUUGACGGGGUAACAAGGACGGAAAACCCGAGAAGGAUAAAGCAUAGGCUUGCAGAUGUGUUAAACUGACUUUCGAAGUCUGCAGAACGUGCGCUUGCCAAAUCACUUGGCUUUCUACUCCAAGCCUAAAGUAAAAGGCAUCUCUAAAUUCAUAACGCCAAAACCGACUGUCCGUCUGGCAGUCUCACUUAUUUACCAGUAGACUGCUUCCCCUGCGUGUACGGUAAACGUCUCGACUGCAGACAACAGAUAAAUGAUAAAAUAAAGAAGAGUAAUCAGUGUAAAGUUAAUGUGCUAUCUCAUGAAAUGCUAACCAAAAUUAUGAAAUGUGCCUUGGAUCAGGUAAUAUUACCUGAAUAAGAUCGUAAGACUAAUUGUCAGGUAGCAUAACAACAAGAUGUUGCAGUCGCGUCAGGAUAUCGGCUUUUAACGGGCAUAUUUUUGGCCGCUUGCAAAAGCCAAAUAUUGUACAAAAUGACUAAUCAAUUAAUAUGAAUUUAUUCCCCUUAUUCCCGAUGUCAUUAUACAUUCAAAUAUAUUUUAUAGAAAACAUGCGACAAACGUUUUUUCUUGUGUUUAGGUGGUAGAAAAUUAAGUUUUCGGCACACUCAUGCCUGAAGGCGGGUCAUUUUUUCGCUUUUCAAAGUGUCUAGUUACUGGAUUUUUUAAAGCAGUGAAAUGUCUGCCGAUAAAGCAUCGUAUCCAUCCAUUUGUGAUUGUUGUUUGUAACGUAUACAACCCUGCAAUAUAUUACGAGCCUAUACAUAUAAAUGUGUGAUUCUCCAUGAAGGGGAGAUAUACAGCCUGUAAUUUGGAACCCCUAUAUACAAGUGCAACGGUGGAUCAGAUUCCAAAUUAUUUGGAAAUUAAUGAGGUUUUUCUAAACCAAAAGAUAUGCUUUUUUCAAAUACAAGAUUUGAAGGGGAUGCAGGUUGCCACCAACUGAGGACAGGAAAAAAUUUUUUUACAUGUUUUUAUAGAGUAUGUUUGAAUAUGCAAGAGCAUCAAAGAUCAAUGAGAAAAAUUCAUACUACAUAAGUAACCGUUUUCACGGACUAUAGAUGUUGCAGGCGGCCGAAAAGACGCCCCUUCAAAAACCGGCACUCUGUCAUGACUGAAAUAACUUGUUAUUAUGCUGAGCGACAGCUAGUACUACGGCCCUACUUAAGUAAUCUUUUCUAAUCAUCGACACAUUCCAGAAUUUCGGUUAACAUUUUGUAGGAUAAUACAAUGGUGGGGGGCUCUUAUCGAUCGUUCUUACGGAAUUCACUCGUUCCGUUUUGCUUAAGGGCUCUCUCUCGAGUCCAACCAGCAGCCGCACAGCGGCGCAUGAUAUAGACAGUAUGGUAUUACUGACAAAGCAAAGGCAGACUGGAAUGGCCGUUUCUGGCUUAUUAGCCGUCGUUAGCCGGUUAUACCCAUUGUAUAUUCCCGAUCGAAAUCGCAGGGCAACCGACUCGUGGCCCAGUGGUUAGAGGAGUGGACUUCUAACUAACAAGUUGCGAGUUCGAACCUCGGGUGUUCCACACUUCGGGGUUGGAUAUGACUGACUGACCUGGGCUAAGAGGCCAGAAAUGGCCAUUCCAGUCUCUCUUGUCUUUGUCGGUAAAAACAUACUGCCUAAAGGAGAGUGCAUAUACAGAUUUGAUUUCCCUUCGCUGUGGGAUAGGCAUCCCUGCACCUAUUUUCUCUUAUAUUACGGUCUCAAAAGGUUCAAAAGAUGCCACUCGAAGAGGAUAACAAGACCCGAUUUUAUUACAUCUUUUAGGUAAACUUACUUUAACGUAAAUGCAAGUCGGUACAGCAUCUUGUUACCGCAACACCUGUCAAAGUUCCUUGUUUUUAUUGCUACUCACUUUUGCAUACAUGUCUUGCUCCAAUGCUGUGUACUGCAUGCCUGACUGAAGACAGUUACUAAGUUGAACAUGACUAUCCCGACCCCUAGUUGCUAUGGUACUAUCCAAUGGUGCUAUUGAUUGAGCUCCGGGGCGCAACGGAAAAAACAUGUCCCGCAAUUGGAUUGGUAAGCGAUGUUGCCAUGAUUCGUUAGCCAUGACAUCGCCAGUUAAAUUCUGUUUCGACAGGAGGGCACGUGAGUGGUCAUCAGUCGGUUAAGCAGGACUCAAGACAGAAUGGGAAGUAAUUCUCGAAUGGGCUAGAGUUGACAGAUCGUCCGUUCCUUCUCUGAGGAAAACCCCCUCGCAAGUACUCUGGGCUAUUUUUGUAUACAAGUAGAGAUUUCUGCGGAAUCCCCCACAAGGAGAGAGAGGACAAUUCUCUGAUGAUCAAAACAAAUAAAUAAGUGAAGUAAAGUUCGUCCCUCGUCUGUUGUGGAUGCGUCGGUGGUCAAAAACAAUUCUUAUUAAGUCUGGGAAAUAUUCUGCUGUGCAAAAUUCAUAAUGAGUCAGUUCUCAAAGCCCGACAAGUUACAUUUGCAAUGAACGCGUGAUUUCCACUAAUUUCAUUUUCCUCCUAUGUUUUUUAUUCCUCACUGGGAAAGGCAUUAAGUAAGCUGAGCUGAACUGCAGAAAACCGUCCUGCUGGGAAAGACAUGGGAGUAAGGCAAAAAGGAAGCCGUUCAUUAACGAAGGUCCCAACCUCUGGUGGGUUGUUGGGCAGGUGAAGAGGUAAACAAGUCUGCGCCAAAUUUUUUUCCCUUUUUUUCCUUCGCGCUGUCUGUGCGCGUGCGGACUCACUGCCCUCGAUACUAGGAGUCUUGGUAACUGGUCUGUGGAGAAGAGAAAACAAAUUAAUUGUGAGGAAGGAGACACGAUCGCUGGGACAAAAGCUUUAACAGCCUGAAUAGAAUUCUCCGCUUCGCAAAAUUUAAGCAUAAAAUUUAAUAGAGAGUGGGGAGAAGGGAGUAAGUCAUUAUUCAUGGAAAUAUUAUUUCUCUUCUUUUAGCCCCAAAAAUACUGACCCGGACAGUGCUUCUGAACAGAAAUUUAAGGGAUACAUCACCGUAAGUGCGCGAAAUUUGACAGUUUUCACCUGAGGUACAUAUGCUUAGCGCAAAAAGGGUCUUUAAAAAGGAAUCCGAAUUUUGAUGGUUUUUGUGAAAGAGAGGACAAACCUUUUCAUCAUUCAUUGCUUCAAGGGGUGCAGUGAAAACCCUGUCGGUUGAAAGUCAUUCCUCUUUAUUGCAAUUGUCUAUUCGAAAUGAUUACGUAUUUUAGGAGGUAUUUUAAAAUAUUAGAUUUUUUAUAUUACUUAUUCUAUUGUUGUCUUAUUAACUUGCUGUAUUAUUGUGCAGCAUCAUACUGGACGAUCAGCGUUUGCGAGGGAGCUUAAAAAACAGGUAUGUACGGACUUUUUAUUUCUCUACGGUUUCUAAAUACUAAAGUGUGUCGUUCUGGCGAGAUAAUGACGCUACUAUUAACUAGUAGUAAUUUCUUUCUGGUUUAUGCGUUUUACAGUGUACCGGCAGUCAGAAGCCGAGCAGCUGACGGUCAGUUAUUGGACUUCAGGAAACGGUUGCUGAGUGAUUUGACUUAGACGGUGGGGACAAAACAGCACCUUAAACAAGGUUUCUCAGUUCAGUUUUGUAACGGGGUAGAAAUAUAACCACCCAUGUCGCUUGGAGCUGAUGUCUGCAUGGUUGCUAUUUACAUUAAUUGGAUAGGCAUAUUCGGUUAGUUACCUCAGAAGUAAUCCUUUGGAUAGCAAGUCCUUGGGCAUAAUUGUUCAGCUGACGUUUGGUUGAAAAUAUGCUCAGCUUACUUAUCCGAGUGUUGGUAGCCAUUCAGCCACAGACAAAGAAGACGUGGUAACUUUAUGCGGAAACACAAUGUCCAAUUAGUUCCUCUGGCAUGGCAAAAAAUCACAGUGACGUACAGUCUGACUGACAAGGCUCACUACUUUGGCGAUUCACAGGCUUUAGGGUGCAAGUUAAUAUGGGAUGACAUUGUUUGGGGUUGGUUCAUCUGGUCCCGUCCUACCAGGCAUUUUAAACAGCAUUCAACAAUGUCGUUGAAGCGGCGGUGCCACGUUUACCGUAUACAGUGCGAUCUGUUGGUUGAUUUUGGGCGGGAGGGAGGAGUUGAUUAUAUUUUAGUUUAACCCGCCUCUUAAACAGUUAUUGUGGAGUUAGGCGGAUAUUUCACAGAAUAAUCUCCUGGACUGUUCUUCUCUCGACAGACAGAAAACGUCAAAGAGGUUCCCGCAAAUGUGCUCCGCCGUCUCGUCAGAUACAGUGGGCUUGUCCUGGAGCAGUGCAAUGACAGCGACGAUUUCAGCCCGGCCUGUAGCCUCCUGAAUUCUGCAUUUCGUCUCUUCCAGCAAGGUGGGCAGACACGCUUGUAGCAGCGUUUGCUAAAGUACUCUCCUCUUCCAGCCCAAAAUCCACCGACGUCUGCAGACAGUCUUUUUGCCGCUUUACAGCUAUGACUGUGCCUAAAGAGCGGUUGUUGCAAGUUAACUGAGGCUCACGAGGCUUGCGAGCCCCGUCGGAAAAAGUAAUCACGACUAACCGGGCGCUUCCUACUUCGCACGGGCGACUUAACCUGAACGACCAAGAAAACCCCUUAGCCAAAUAUUAAAACAAGUCUUCUAGGGGACUAGAUAACUUUGCGGUGAAACGGAUAAGGGUAACCUUGGAGCAUUCCUUCGCAGAAGAAGUCUAGGUGAGGUUUGGUCCUGCAGCCCCACUUGAUUGAUACUAUUCGUUUAGCAUGCAGUAGGUGGGCUAACUCAUGAAGUGUCAACCGAAAUUCCGAAAUGUGUUUUCGGUUCGAAAAGAGUAAAAAAGUAGAGUUGUAAAACUAAUCGGUCUGCAAUAUAAUUCUACAAUAAUUUAGUUACCUCAGGAUGCUGACUUUCGAAUGAAUUUCCUAUAUGCCGCAUACAAAAAUCAUACUUUACAACAAAUGAAUACUUAUGAAGCAAGCAUUUUUAUCAUUGAUUUUCGAUGCCUUUAAAACGUCAAUUGUUUUUCAUGGAAAACAUGCAUAAAAAUAUUCAUUCUUGUGCUCAUUCGGUAGAAAAUUACGUCUUCUUUCCACUUUAUACUCAAAGAAAGGGCUUAAUUCGAUUUUAAAACACUUUUAUAGUCCCCGAAUAAUUUUGAACUCGACCUGCCGUUACACUUACAUUUAGGGUCUCCGAACUACAAGCCGUAUAUUUUCCGCGUACGGAAAACCGUUAAUUUCUCUACGGCAUUUAGAGGAGAUUAUAUGGGGUUCAUAAAAUCCAGCAGUGGAUUUGAGCCUUAUGGUUAACUUUGCAUGCAACACUGGUAAAUGCAGAGACAUGACGUUUUGCGAACGGCCAUUUCACGUUAUCAAAAAAUCCUACAGUUAGAAACUUUUUACGACCAAAUUAAACCCUUCCUUCGGUUAUAAAAUCCAAAGAAGACGUAAUUUCCCACAGAAUGAGUAGAAAAAUGAAUUUUUUCUGCAGGUUUUCCAUGAACUAUAAUUGACUUUUUAAGGGAAUCGAAAAUCAGCGAGAAAAAGUGCAUGCUACGGAAGUAGUCAUUUCGUACAGAGCGUAGUUCUUGCAUGUAGCCAAAAUGAAGUUUUUUUGAAAUCCGGCAUCCUGAGAUAGCUGAAUUGUGAUAUGCUGAUUGAUGAUUAGUUCUCCAACUCUUUUCGGAACGAAAACGCAGUUGGGAAGUUCGGCUGACAUUUCAUGAGUUAGCCCACCUACUGUAUUAAAACCAUUUUGUUAGGGUACUAGAGAACUUUCAGGUGAGAGGAAUAAGGGUGACCUUGAAGCAUUCCUGCGCCGAAAAAGUCUAGGCGAGGUUUGGUCCUGCAACCCCACUUGAUUGAUACUAUUCGUUUAGCAUACUAAAACAAUCUUGGUAGGUGCUAUCACACUGACUUUACAUAUGUCCCGUGUUGGCGCCUUCCUCACUACUCUAAUCCAGCGAAUAACUGUAUCUAGGGGGUGGAAGAGUGCUUAUACGCCAGCCUCGGUUGCAUCAGGUAUCAGUUCACACGCGCUACCCUCGCGCCUGCUUCGAGCCCUGCUUGCGUCCUCACUGUUAUCUUAAUCCAGAGAUUGGCUAAGUAGGCAUUUUUCGGAAGGAUUGGAACUCCAUCAGUCUCCCAUUGGCCUUCCAGUCGUGAUUCCGCCCUCCUCAUUCAGCGAGUGGCUGUGUCGCGGGGAGCGUGCGUAAACGCCGCCUUCGGUUACACCAAGCAUCGAUGCACACACGCUUCGCUGUGUGUGCUUUGAGCUCUGCUUGCCCUCUCUUCUCUUUCCCCAUCCAGCAAGUGGUUAAGACUGGUAUGUUAACCUAAACUGUUUUAGGAAGCCAUCCGUGUGGUAUGUAUGCUAGGCAUGUAGGCUUGCUUUUGGCAUUGUUCGGAUGGACUGGAACCCCGUCCGUUCCAUCACAGUGGCCAUGCACUGCAAAUUACCACGCGGUUCCCUCCGUGGCCUUCCAGUUGUGAUUACACGCUCCUUAUCCUCUUAAUCCAGCGAGUGGCUGUGACGCGGGGAGAGUGUGUACACGCCACCUCCGGUUACACCAAGCAUCGGUUCACACGCGCUCCGAGCACUGGUUGUGCUCUCUUUCUUAUCGAGCGAAUUGUUAAGUUAGGUGGGUUAACUAAAAUUAUUUUAGUAAGCUGACCAUAUGGUAUCAAUCAAGUGGGGCUGCAGGACCAAACCAUACCAAAGUUCUAAAGGAAACUAAGAUUGCCAGUGGCGUAAACAGGACAGUAGGAGUGUUAGCUCAUAAAAUGCUAGCCGAAAUUCUGAAUUGCGUUUCCGACUCGAAAGUCUACUCCAGUAGGGUUGUAGUAUUCAUCACCGUGCAGCAUAAUUCUAUUCUAAUUCAAUUACAUCAGAAUACUGGCUUUAGAACGAACUUCUAUUCCAUCGCCUGCGAUGACCAAUCUCUGUAGAAAGUGACUACUUGCGUAGUGUAAGAUUUGUGCCAGUAAUUUUCGAUGCGCCUGUAAAUUUAAGUAUAUUUCAUAGAAGCCAUGCAUAUAAAUAUUCAUUCUCUUACUCAUUCGGUAGACAAUUACAUCUUUUUUAAAUUUUAUACUUGAAGUAAGGGUAUAAUUCGGUGUUAAAAAAGUUUCCCGAUUCCCGAAUAAUUUUGAAGCCGACCUGUCGAGUGGGGUCUCAAAACUACAAGCUGUAUAUUUUCAUUCUACGGGAAAUCCUACAUUUACACAAGCUAUCAAGGGGAGACCAUAUGGGGUUCAUAAAUGUUGGCUGUGGAUUUAAGCUAUAUCGUAAACUUUAUAAGUAACAUCAGUAGGUGCACAAACAGGGUGUUUUUAUGAACGGAAUUUUUACGGUCCCUAAAAAUCCCGCAAUUAUAAACUUUUUAAACCGAAUUAUAUCCCUCCUUCAAGUAUAAAAGUUGAAGAUGUAAUUAUCGACCAAAUGAGUAAAAGAUUGAAUAUUUUUGUGCAUGUCUUCUCUGAAACAUAUUUGAGUUUAUAAAGGCAUCGAAAGUCAUUGAGAAAAAAUGUAGUCCUUUUUUGCAGAGUUUAUAUUUUGCCGGCUUCAGGAAAGAAGUUCGUUCAAAAGCCACUAUCCUGAUGUAACUGAAUUGGUAUAGGAUUAUACUGUAUGGUGAUGAUUACUACAGCCCUACUUGAGUAGUCUUUUAGAGUCGAAAACGCACUUCAGAAUUUCGGCUAACACUUCAUGAGUUAGCACAUCUACCGUGCAUCAUCCAGAUUCGAGGCCUCCCCUUCAUUGCCUAGUUGACAAAAUGCGUGUUUACUAGGCGUGGAGACAGCGCCGACAGUUCAACCGUGAUAACACAAGUAUCCAAUCAGGUGAGUCCUGAUGAAAGGACGGGAGAGGGAUGGCGAGUAAGCGGCUAAAUCACGUAAUCCGGUUACCUGCGCAAAUCUUCUGGCGUCCUAGCCCGUACUCGCAGUGCAAGAGACGCGUUACCCUUGUGCACCAGGCUUGGGUAGAGGUGUUUUUGGUUAAGCUUCUCACCACCCGCAGUGGCAGGCGCUCGUCCUACCGCAAACUCGUCUCCGUAAACUCAUAACGAGACGGACAAAAAAUACAAGAUAAAACAUAUUGUUGAUCGCCUAAAACGCUGCGUGAAAACAUGCUUUACCAUAGAUAGAGCUGUGUACGAACAAUUUAAAGGUGGGCCAAACGGGUCGCCGUUAUCCAGCUUAAUUGCUGAGGCAGUGUUACAGUGACUGGGGGCACUAGCUUUUGACCGCUUUCGAUCACGAUUGUGGGUACGGUGUGUUGAUGACACAUUUGUCAUCCACAAUCGGGACGGGAUUUGGGAAUUCACGUAACAUCUGAACUCCAGCUUCCCAGAUAUCCAGUUCACGAUGGAAGAAGAAAAUGAUUGCCGGUUGCCGUCUCUCGACACACUAGUUCACAGAAAAGGCGAUUGGGGAACUGAAAACAACGGUUUGCAGGAAAACGACGAAUACCUUUCGUAUUCUAAGCUCUCUCAGCAACCACACCCUUUCGCACAAUCUCAGCUGUCUGAGAACGCUCUACUGGCGUGUUGAAACUCAUUGCACCGAGCCAGCCGACAAGAAGACCGAGGUCCAGUUCCCGUGGAUACUCUUCACGGUGAACAACUGCGCUGGGAAUUUCGUCGGGCAGUGCAGACCAGAAAGUCCGGAAAGGAAACCCAAGGGGCAGCCGAAGCCGCAAUACUGGCGCGCAGUGCCGUACAUAUCUGGCGUGUCAGAUGAAUUCGCUAGACCGGUGAACGAAUUUGGGAUUGGCGUCGCCUGCAGACCCGAAGCAACAAUCCGCCGGCAACUUAUGCACCCUAAGGACCCGACUCCCAUCAAUGAGAUAUCGGGGGUCAUCUACCGGAUAGACCACAACUGUGGUCAGACUGGUUAUGUCGACGAGGCCGGCAAACUGGUUCGUACGAGAUUGCACGAGCAUGUUUUGGCUUUGAGACGAAAGGAUAAACUCGCCUCCUCGUCAGGGCACGGCUUUGACUUUGAGAAGGUGAGAAUAUUGGGUCAGUCGGACGACCUAGUUGCGCGCCUGCCGCAGGGAGAGUAGCACUCAAAUGAGGACUCGAUCAAUCGACAUAUCGACCUUCCAAUCGCUUAUCACGCACUACGUGAACAAAUCAGCAGCGCAGCUGGAGGUCAUCUCUGGCAGAGGCAAGUUAAAUAUGCGAUGAGUUGUACAGUUUUUCAUUCCCUGACGAUGUGCUCGCGUGAGAGUUCGAAACGUCGGAUAAAUAAACAGUCGGUUCCAACGAUCGCCUUCCCAUCUUCUUCUAUUCAAUAACCUGGGUCGCGCGUAUUCUCAAUCAUUCGUAGCUGAUAAAUAUGUUUAAACCAAGACAUUUCACAGGAGUUAAGUGUGAGAAAGGAUAUUCGUUCCACGAACGUUUUUCAGGUGCAAGCAUUUGCGGAAGGUACUAUAUGUCAUCAAAAGUCAACCGAAAUUCAGAAACAGGAUCCCGGUUAGAAUGAAUUACUCAGAUGGGCUUGUAAUGCUGAUCAUUAGCCAGCACAAUUCCAAGAUAGUUCAGUCACGUCAAAGUGCGGGCUUCUGAAGGCGUGUUUGUCGGGAUGCCAACAAGAACCGCAUUCGAAAAAAACGACUUAAGUGGCAUGCACUCAUGCAUCGUCCUCUGAGGUCUUUAUAGAUCCAGCAUAUUUUUCAGAAAUUGUUGCUUAUUAAUUUCCUCAAAAAACUAACUGCUUAAUCGGAGUCGAUCAGUAUAUUCUAGGACCUAUAGCCGUAGAUUGAAAUUUGGUGUAUUUAUAUCUGGGUCGAAGACCAUCAGCAGUUAAUGAAUAUUACGCGGUUAUCCGCUGAAGCUGACGGAAUUCGGUCCAGGUAUUUAUACACUGAAGUUUGGUCUGCGAUUAUAGACCCUAGAAUAUGCUGAUCUACUCCGAGUUCGCAGUUAAUUUAGGAGGAAGUUAAAGUGCAACGCUUUUUUAAAUUGGAGUAUCUACCAGAAAACAGACGGAGAACGCUGGGGAACCCGCUGACUAGCCGAACUCCUCGCAGUUGCGCCAUGCAGCGGCAGGAUAUAGGCAAAACACGCGUGCAUGGGUUUUGAGCUAGUAUCUGUGCUGCUUUUUUGAUAUCCUCUUAUCCUAAAAAAUUUUUUUAGAAAACCUGCACAGAAUAUCCUUUUUCGUACACAUUUUUUGGCCAAUAGCGUCUUUUUCAAAUUUCAUUCUCAAAGAGUGCCUUUUAUUUUAAAAAAACAUUAUUUGUACGCAGAAUCCUAGGGAACCCGUAAAUACCAAAAAUGGGAAAAAUUAGAUGAGUAAAUGUUACAAGGAAGAAACAGACGCUGGCGACAUCAAGAUCCGUCUUUAAAAUUUUCUUUUGUCUGCGGAGGUUUCCUAAGCUGUUGCUAUUCUUCGCGUCGGGUAUACUUGCUAUGCCGGAAAUAUUCAUCCCCGUCUCCUUAUGCUUUCUCUUUGAUCUCAUAAAAUAACGUUUGUUUAACAGGCAAAUAUUUUGAAAAUAAUAUUUCAUGGGCCAAGGACAAGUGCUAACCAAGCAAUGCUGUCAUCUUUAGCGUAUCUUACCAAGUGUUUACCAAAAUUCUGAAAUGUACCUUCAAUUAGGAUGGAUGGCUAAAAUGGAGUCGUGAUAUUAGUUACUUCGCAACAUGAUUGCAAAGUAUUUUAGUCACACCAGAAUGUCGGAUUUCGAAAAAGUUUUGCCUCGGCGCUUGCAAAAAACCACCCCUCGAAAAGCGACCGCAUAAAAAGUAUGCUUUUUGCAUUGAGUUACAAUACACUUAUAAUAUCAAGUGCAUUUUAUAAAGAACAUGCACAAAAAUAUCCUUUUGGGUUUAUUAGGCAGAAAACAACUUUUUCAAAUUUUGCACCUAAAGAAACGCCAACGUAAUGUUUUAUAACUUGUCCAAGUCAUUAAUAAUUUUCAGCCGGACAUACAUUUAAACUUACGCUGGGAGCUUCCGAACUACAUGUUAUGUAGGUUUUAAGUUUAGGAGAUGUGGUGAGAGGUUACACAGUUAGGAAUUAGAAUUAGGGGUUAGGGCAACUAUUUCUCAUCCACUCAGAGUGCAACCGCCCAUUCGCCAUUAGCUUUUCUUUUGCAUGCACUUCCUCGACCUCGUCGCCUGUGCCUUCCCCGGCCCUAUCUGUAAGAACUCUCUACUACCACCGGUCCGGUAUUACAGGCGGCAGGGGUUUGUUCACCUUAAUGUCGACUAAAUAACCACAUCUGACCAAAAAACUUGUUCAGUUUUCUAAUAAUUUGAACCUGAUAUGCAUUUACAUUUAGGCUGGGAGCUUCCGAACUACAUGUUGUGUAGGGAAAAUUAUUUGUUUCUCUGCGGCGCUCAGACGACCUCAUUUGAGAUUCAUAGAACUUUGUUAAACCGAAAGACCCCCUUCUUUGCAGAUAUAAAGUUUAAAGAGGACGCAAUUUGCUACCAAAUGAGUUAAAAAUGAAUACGUUUCGUUGUGCGUCUUUUCCGCUAAAUAUGUUUGGUUUGUAAGUCAGUGGAAGACACUCCCACUAAUAUAGUAGUCAUUUUAUGCAGUACCGUUUUUUCAGGCAGUUGAACCGUGGCCCGCAUCUUGGCGUGACCGAACUGUCUAGAGAUGAUGUCAUAUGAUACUCAAUACUACAACACAUCCUACCAAGUUUUUCUUCACGAAAACACCUUUAAGAUUUUCGGCUAACAUUUCAUGAGCCAAGACCUAUACCGUAUUUACUGCACACUUUGAGGUGUUUUUAAAGGCGCUUUGCGAAAACGAGGAUUUAAGGUUCAUUUCGGAAUCUGUGGUCAGUUAUGGUAAUAUGACGUGGUUAUCCGUUGUGGCUGAUUGACUUCGGCCCAAAGAUUCAUACAUAAAAUUCUCGGUCUGUGCCCAUAGACCUUGAAUAAACUGAUCUACCGAAGUUUGCAGACAAUUUUUGAAUUAGAGUAUCUACCAGAAAACAGACGGGGAAUGCUGGGGGACCAACUUACGAGCCGAACCCCUCGCAGCGGCGCUAUCUGACGGCAGAAUAUCGGCGAAACACGCCUGGAUGGGCUUUCGGCUAGUACCUGUGCUGUUAGUAUGGUAUCACCUUGCCCUAAACUAAUGACAUGCCAAUCGAAAUUCCGAAAUUCGUUUUCGUUCCAAAAAGAUUAAUUAAGUAGGGUUCUCCAACUAGUCAGCCUGCAACAUAAUUCUAUAAUAAAUGAAUUACUACAGGAUGCUGGCUUUCGAAUGGACCUCUUUCCAGCUGCAUGGAAAAACUAUACUGUGCAAAAAUGUUCACUUAAUUAAGGUGAUUUUUCUCCUUGGUCUUGGAUGGCUUUAAAAAUUCAAUUAUAUUUCAUGGAAAACAUGCACUAAAAUAUUCACUCUUCUACUCAUUCGGUAGGAAAUUACGUUUUCUUCCAAUUUUAUCCUCGAAGAAAGAGUAUAAUUCGGUUUUCAAUAAAGUUUCCAAUUCCCGAAUAAUUUUGAACCCGACCUGCCGUUAUACUUGCAUUCAGGGUUUCAAAACUACAAGCCGUAUAUUUUCCGCGAACAAAAAAUCGCACAUUUCUCUACUGUAUUAAGAGGAGACCAUAUGGGAUUCAUAAAAUUUAGCGGUGGAGUUGAACGAUUUUGUUAGUUUUAAAAGCCACAUUAGUAAAUGCAGAGGCAUGACGUUUUAUGAGCGGCCAUUCAUAGUACAAAAAGAGCUCGCGAAUUGAAUGUUUUCUAAAACCAAAUCAUCCCCUUUCUUUGUGCAUAAAAUUGGAAGAAGACGUACUUUUCUUCAGAACGAACGGAAGAAUGACGACUUUUAUGCAUGUUUUUCAUGAAAUAUAGUUGGAUUUUUAGGGGCAUCGAAAAUCAACGAGAAAAAUGCACGCUACUUAACUAGUCAUUUUUUACAGAGUAUAGUUUUUGCAUGCAGUUGGAAAGAAGUUCGUUGGAAAGCCGGCAUCCUGGAUUAACUGAAUUAUUGUGACAUAAGGCUGCACGGUGAUUAGUUUUACAGUCUCACUUAAUACGUCUUUUCGAAACGAUGACACAUUUCGGAAAUUCGGUUGACAUUUCACGAGUUAGCCCACCUACUGUCUAUAGUCUAUUCUAAUGGACUUAAAUUUUAGAAGUCGUUCGACAAAAAACUUAUUAAUCCACGUUUUAGCAAUCUUUUCCAGACCUUAAGAUGGAUGAAAUUCCGCGAUGACUAAACAGUAAAGAACCCGUGACCAACUUUCUAUCACCCACCAUUCUCCAAAACAGUCGAAGCGCCGCAGGCUGUCUUUUCGACCGCUCAAAGCCAUUCCGCUGUGACUCCGUGCUUGGAAGGGAUGCAACGCUCACAAAAUCUCUGGCAGUGGUCAUUCAACCUGACUCCUGUCCACAUUUUCUACACUAGGACCUGUUAAGUGCUUGGUUUAGGGUAUGGCAAGCAUUUUUCGAAGAUUAGUAGAGUCCGGCCGGGAGCGUAAGGAAAACAGAGGAACUCAAUCUACCUACCUACCAGUUUUUAGAAUCUAACGACGGCGAAUCGUGCCGAACACCCAAAACCGUCUCAACCACUCCUGUCAGUCCUGGCUUGAAAGGGGAGUCAACUGUAGUCGGUAGCAGGGAUUGGAAAUAAUAUAUACAUGCAAAUGUAUAUGCAUCGCUCUCAGAAACAAAUACUCUACAUAUCUUUCAAAUCCCAGUGCCACGAUUUAGAACAAUGGUCAUUUUUUUCCUUCCUGCUCAGAUGUGGCUCCGAACGGCCGAGUGACACAGACCUUCAUGUACGCGGGUCUUCGGGAACAGCAGAUCUGGCAGUCUACCCGCUUCUGGAAUGCAGCCGUCUUCAUUGCCCUCCAACAGGAACGAUCUACUCAGGUGUCUGCAACGACGUGAGUUCCUUCGCGUUUGUCAUUAAAAUGCAUCUGGAUAAUGAUACACCACCCUCUUGGUAGGAAUGCGAAGCGGUUGGCUUAACUGAUGCUUCAGACACAGAACAACAUCCCAGCGGCAUGUUAUUGUAAACAACCGGGGGAAAACAGGGAGGAUGGGGCAAACAUCAAACUAACGUGGACGGCGCCUUGCGCCGCAUCUCUCGCAUUCUGCCCUCCCCCCCCCCCAGUCAUCUACCCCCGAUCUCAAGAUAAAGUCAAGAAGACCGGAGGCGGGAUCGGACUCAGGUAACUGGCGCGACAGGAGCCUGCGGCCAGGUGUGCCGCCACACCUACCUGCCCCAUUUAAGUCUCUGGAAGCAAUAUGAAGCAGACCUCUGGUUUGUCUUCCAUCGAUACAGACGCAGGGUUGUUCUAAGAGCGGAGAGCUGAAAAAUCUGAACAAGGGGCAAAUAUCUUAGAGUCAGUAACCAAUUAAUUUAGAAACGACUGAAUGCAGGUGAAUAUUCGAUGGUUGGGAUGUGCGAGAACUGAAGGCUAGUCAAUGAAGCAUAAAGUUACUUGUGCCGCAUUCUAUGUGGAAACUAUCGGAUUGAUCAUGUUACGUAGCACUGUACUGGCGCUUUCUACGAAAGACUAGUAUUUCAGAAACAUCCAUGUUGAAGAAUAAUAGAAGGCGCUCGUCGAUUUAUGUCUUGGGAUUCACUCGUCCCGAUGUAUCUCGGCUGGCCGAUGAAAUGGCUGGCCACAAAUGGUCAUUCCAGUCUCCCUUGUCCACAUUGGUAAUGUUAUCCCGUCUGUUUCGAACAGUGUUGGCGGUCUUGUUAAAUGAAGCAUUUUUUGUGACAAACUAUAAACAGUAAGUAGCCGGCUGGUAUGCAUUCGGUGCCGGCAUACGGCCUUAACAAUUUCGAAAUUCAUUUUUUGUAGUUGGGCAAAACACCUGAAAAAAGAGUUUGCCCAUCGACCACUGACUGCGCACCAAACAUAUUACAGCUUGUCUCCCCUGAAAGUCAACUGCAUGUGUAGCAUUGCAGGCCCAAGUCCUGACUCCACGCUCGAAGGUAACAGUUUCUGUCCAAAGUUGGGCACAACACCGAAUGAUGUUAUGUGCCGAGUUACCAUAAGGCCCUCGAUUACUAGUCGGCGUAACUAAAAUAGAGCGUUGUUGAGGUACAGUUUCCCAAAACAGAAAGUGUGAGCGGAUAAUCUUGGCUGGGGUGAGAGAGCGUGCACCCAUAUCAAUAGGCAGCGACAACAGGUCUUCUCACCAGACGAGUGAUGGCCGUUGAGUUUUUUAGCCCCAGCGUGAGGCGCAUGUGUGCACCUGGGCAUUGUCCGUCUUCAGCCAAUCGGAGAAAGACGCAACGUCAAUUGGCCUUGAGCCCUCGCUACGCCAGUGCCAGAUAAUCGAUCAACAAGGGGACGUCAGGCGCGUGAGUGAGUGGUCGUGCUGGCAAUCGCAGGGCUAGAUUGCCACAGCGUCAGAAAGGCGGCGUCGCUGUUGUAUUCUAUAAAAAAGUAUGCUAGCACGCUAUUUUGGCAGAAACUUGGGGUUUACAGGCAACUCCUUUAUUAAUAUCGUGGCAUGAUUUCGUUAAUCGCAUAUGACAUUCUGAAAAACUGUUUCAUUCUUUUGUCUUUCUAGCGGUACCGAAAAUGACCUGGAAUUGGAAAGGGAGCUUCACGACGGUCUCGCGUUCAGCCAGUUAAGGUGAUCAAAUGCACAGGAGUUUUUUUGGAUUUUGCUACCUUAAUGUCAUAUACGAUUAUUUUAUUUUUAAUUUAGAUACCUGUUAUGUUGUCGGCUAGAAACUAGGCCGUUCUUUUACCCAUUCUGUUGUUCAUUUGUAAGAAUCUGCACCUUCUCAGAGGAGAUGUUGCACUUUCAACCGGCUUACGCCCGCUAUUUGGUGAAUUUGAGCAGCAACUAAAUAUAUUAGUACAUCUUCGAGAGAUAUUCAGAAUCUCGUUAACUGCCCGGCACUGCGGUGGACCGCGCUAAAUCUGUUCGUAUUGAUCCACUAAGUAAGCCAAACCCCUUAGUAAACGACCAAUUCCUCGGGCCUGCAACUACAAAUCCUCAAGUACGGAGAGUGCUGAAAGUUCAGAAGAUGAAGAUGCGAUCACUGGAACAAGAAGUUUAUUUGCCUGACGUUUUGGAUUCUCAAUCGAAUUCAUCAUCAGAGACAUUCGCAGAUGGAUUAACGACUCGGACUCGGACCGAUAAGCCACCACCACAUCAAUUACGACCCCUGCGGUGAUUGCGAGAACUGGUAAUUGUAGUGCGCAUACGGUCCCACGGCAGCAACGUGCUAUAAAUACUGCACUCCUGGGGCCACCAUCACCUUUAUCUGCGAAAGGGCAAAUCUUCAAGUACGGAGAGUGCUGAAAGUCCUGUCCCUUUUCGUACUUGCUUUCGACGUAUUCACUGGCAUCCCUCGAGCCAUGCUCACUCCCCUUGUCAUUUGCAUUACCAUUCUGCCACGUGUGUAACUGAUAAUUGCCAUUUAUAACUGUUCCGCUCGCAUUUAAUCGAAUGGGGGUAAUUACAACAACUACUAUUCAAAUCUCCCCUGACAUCUUCGAAGUUUGCAAGCGAAUGGCGUAAAUACAAUACCCAACAAACUGGUAUCGGUUUGGGCCAGUCACUAAUCCGCUUUCGCACUAACCGUCAGACUGUCGCAUAGGGUAAAGCGACACUAAAAUCGUCGGAACCACGCUGACGUUCCCCUAUAUCUCCUUGCGCAGGUAGGCUGACUGGAGACCUAUGCAAACCACCCGAUUAAACUCCUUACCGGGAGACCGUCUCCUUGUCUGCAGUAAGUGGUCAACGGUAGGACCGCACUUAAUUGUCGGUAGGCUCUGGGUCGUGUCAUACGGGAAUGGUGCUAAUGUGGGUUUUGCAGGUGGGGCAGCACGCCAGUCAGUAAGCUGACGAAAUUCAAAAAAGCCCAGAAAUCGUUCGUGUACGACCGUUGAGAAACGAUCGUAACACUUUGGUUCCCUAUCGAGACGAAUGUGGAUACUACUUUGCAUUCCGCAUUUACUUGACUCUAGCUCAGCUCAGAGAGUCGAGAAACGAUUACACCGCUUUGGUCGACCGGUGCAGACGUCACGAUUCAGUUUACCCUUUCGUCCCAUGACCUUAGCUCAGAGAGUUGAGAAGAGAUCUUAUCGCUUCGGUCGUCCGUCGCAGACGUUGACUCAGGAUAAACAGACGAGAAGACGAUCGUUCUGUUGCAGUCCUAAUAUCUUAGGUAUUACAAGGCGGUCAGCUUUCAAUGGCUUCAUGCAAGGAACAUUACUUACAAAAUUGUCCACUUCUACAGUGAAGAUCUUCCAUUAUACUGGAUAUGUCUCAGCCAUGGGAGACAGGAAGACUUCCCAUGCUUCCUUCAGUUCAAUGGCAUUUAGGCCGAACCAUAGACGAUACUAUUAAUAAGAGUUUCAGCAACAUGCACUUCUACCCCUGCUCCGCCCAUCUGUUUGAUUUCCUUCGUGAGGGUUACGGAGCAUACAUUUCGACAGAGUAGACAACCACCUAACAGCUGUUGUUUGAGAUACGCCAGGGUCUUUUUCACACUCCAUCACCAUAGUUUCCCUCUAAAUAAGACAGUGAUCUCCUCAUGACUGUCCCGAAUGCGAGUCGGCUCUUUCCAAAUAUCGAGCUAGUUCUAAGAUAUUUCCCCUCGGCACAGAGCACAUCUGAAGACAAAUUCGUCUGUGUGACUCCUGACUUGUUGUUUUACUAGCGGUCUGUAUUUGCAGGUUACCGCAGUUGGCAAUAGUCCUCUUGUCUGGCAAUACUUCAUCACCUCCACGUCUUCGACUUUCAUCUGAAGCUGUAGAUGAGCUUGUCCAUUUUUCUGACUACCGUAUCCGAUGACUUUCAAUAUGGGGAGAAAUAACUUAUUGAAAACCCGCUGCACACAGACCCUUCAUUUUAGGUGCCCCUUGUUUAACUACUUAAGAUUUUUUAAGUCUAUACAGUCGUCCUCAGUUAUCCUGCAUAGAAAAUAACGGGCUUUCUUAUUACUUGCAUUUUUUGAAUUCCAAUAUGCGCACCCAGAUGGUUAGGCUUCGUUGGUCUAGUGUUCACCGACAUCGCAAGACCAUACGCCAUCUUCCAAUGCGGUUGGUUGCCUCACAUUUUUUUCUUCGUUCUCAUUGGUUGGACUUUCUUUGGAUUCCUGACCUGCCGCAAACUAUCCAGCGGCGGUUUACUUAAAUUGUCUUAUUCUUUAAAAUUUAUUCAUGGUUUAUUCUUUUAAUCAUCGCGCUGACCCUUCGUAUCUAUAUGUGAGUGCAUUAAAAGUUUAACGGCACGAAAACAAAUAUGUUGCGUAUUUUUCUUAUUUUAUAUCAGUUAAUCUACCGACAGUAUUCUCCACCCGUAAAGCCCCUAUUACCGUCUUUACCCUAUGACAGGAUCCUGAGGCCAGUCAAAGUUGAUUUGGGUCCUUCACUCUAUUGUUGCGGGGACUUUAUUCCGGUCUGUUUGGAUUUUUUGCAUGCCAACGUUACUCUUGUGCUUCUAAAACUUGUGUUCCUUUAAAUUCCUUGAAGCAAAUUUGCCUGGCGUAUCUACUCCCUUGGCUUGAGUAAAGAGGCCUGCUUGGAUUUCCUUCGAAGGCAAGCUGAGGAUGCAGCUCUGUCAAAAGGUACCAUUAUUUGCAUAUAUCUUGCAUUCACAAGCACCCGAUAAAUCUGCGGAGAGUGACUUCCUUUUAACUGCCCUGAAUGCAGUCAUAAGUAACCAACUUUAAGGAAAAAUGGUUCACCGGAUGAGACUUAUUUUAUUACUGACAUUUUGGAAAGCUUGAUUUCCCACAAAUGUCAGGGUCUUAGAUGCACAGAAUCGGAUAGAAAUUUAAGCCGCCUACCGAGAUAUUUGGUUUUGAGCUGACCGACUUUCUUUUUUCGCUGCCUCAGCCUUCUGGCGAAUAGCUGACGGGAUAGAUAACUGUUUGUGCUAUUAAUUGUCAUCUCAAUUUAGAACGCCUCAAUGGGGGUGGCUUCACUGCUUCCUCUCCAAGUGAACUCCUUAUCGAUCCGUUUAAUAUGGCCGUCUUGUCUUACCCGUUUUCUGGGGACGGCGCAGGACUUUGUAGGCGGGGGGAAGGUCAGUACGCCUGUUAAUGGAAUCGGUAACUGAAAGCCACACCUCAAGUAUGCAUUUUACGUCCAGGACAAUUAAAGAAGAAGAACAUCGACCAGCUCUAGACCAAAUGACUCGGUAAAUCAUUUUAUUUUCUGCCCGACCUUGACACUGGUGAGCCGGCCAGGCUACUAAAUUAUCACUCACAAACACUCGAGUUUGCCAGCCGAAGUCUAUAAGCGUUAAUGACGAAGGUGAGGACACCAGGAUGACCAUGUUCUACUUCAUUCCUGUCAUCCCACCAACAGCAGGCACUGACGGCUAUUCACGUCUUCACACUGCUCGAACUCGUUCUUAACGCAGGCUGCCAAGGCGGAUUCUGUUUGAAGCUGCAGUGCUGGUAAAACGUCCAAACGUUGCUGACUAAUGACUGUGAAAGCUUCUUCACAAAUUCUUUACACCCGGCAUCACACUUAUCUCAACCGCGUAAAUUAGUCUGGAAUCUAAUAUUAGUAGGACGAGUCGUUGCCAUUUGGGCACGGGAACUCGACAUGGUCUGCAUGCUCAAUGAAGUUUAUCAUUGUAUGCUCUAUCAAUCCUAAAGCUCAUGCGAAAUUGACCCACACACUUGCUCAAACAUCCACGGUCCCUUGCGGUUUUCUACUAUGACCAUUGUGUCUGUUGUUCUUUACAGAGAAGCAACGACUUCUACGAGCCAACGUUCUAAAGUUCUACUCCGAAUAG
Spirometra erinaceieuropaei is the source of this 24720-nucleotide messenger RNA. Lineage: Eukaryota; Metazoa; Platyhelminthes; Cestoda; Diphyllobothriidea; Diphyllobothriidae. The record is from the annotation of a GenBank genome assembly.